AUGGGGAACAUACUGACCUGUUGUGUGUGCCCCAGGGCCAGCCCCGAGUUGCACAAGCACCAGGGGUCGGUGUGUCACUGUGAGUCUGAGAUCUAUGAGGCAGCGGCUGGGGACCUGAUAGCAGGAGUGCCUGUGGCUGCUGCUGUAAAGCCUGGUGAGGUGACUUUUGAAGCUGGUGAGGGCCUCCACAUGCACCACAUCUGUGAACAGGAGAUGCCUGAAGAUACACCUUUGGAGCCCAACCCUUCUGACCAUCCAGAGGCAAGCACAAUAUUCCUGAGAAAAUCUCAAACAGAUGUACAAGAAAAAAGAAAAAGCAACUAUACAAAGCAUGUAUCUACUGAGCAUUUUACUCAACAAUACAGUUCAUGUUCAACAAUAUUCCUUGAUGACAGCACAGCCAGCCAGCCUCAUCUUACAAUUACACUAAAAUCUGUGACCUUGGCAAUAUAUUAUCAUAUCAAGCAAAGAUGAGCUUUUUUAAACCUAGAUGCAGAUAGAUCUUUGGGCAUAUUUGAUGAAUGGUUACGCCCACUUACAUGAAAAGAGGUUUUGGAGGAAUAUUUUAAGUAUGGUCCUGAACACAAAUUGAUUUUCAGAUUUGUUCAUACUCUGUUUAAAGCCAUGAGGCUAACAGCUGAAUUUGCAAUCAUAACUUUAGUUUAUUUACAUAGACUUGUAAGUUAUGCUGAUAUCGACAUUUGUCCAACUAACUGGAAGAGGAUUGUCUUGGGAGCCAUUCUUCUUGCCUCCAAGGUUUGGAGUGAUAUGGCUGUGUGGAAUGAGGACUACUGCAAGCUCUUUGAGAACAUUACAGUUGAAGAAAUGAAUGAGUUGGAAAGGCAAUUCUUGAAGCUAAUUAAUUAUAAUAUCAGCAUUACUAGCAGUGUUUAUAGCAGAUUCUACUUCGAUCUUCGCACCUUGGCACACAACAACAGCCUGUAUUUGCCAGUUUAUCUUCUUGACAGAGAAAGAGCAUGGAAUCUGGAGGCUUUUUCAAGGAUGGAACAAGACAAAGUUUUCUAUAGUGCUGCCAAGAACGGGUCUUCGAGUGCUGAUGAUUUAAUUCAUCUUCAGCAUGCUAAUGCCAUCCUCUUCUGAAGGAAGAAAUGAGGAGUAAUGUAACAUCUGAACCCCUCAUCAAAAAAGACAGGAAAAUAUCACCUCUCCUGCUAAAGAACUAGAAAAGUUAGUAUUUUCAAAAGAAGAAACACCUCAAUUCAAGUUAACUCAAGGACAACUAAGAUUGCACUUUGUAGUAAAGAAUGGGACCUCGUCAGGGCAACAACACACUCUUACACUCUUCUGUCCUGUUUAGUGUAAACAGAGUUAUAAAAACCACUCCAAAGUGAAGACUCCUGCCCAUGCACAGAUAUUUGCUUAGUGUGUGGGCUGAUAGCUGUGAACUAUGUAAGGCUUUUAAAACAAUAGUUUAACUUUUUAGAUUUUAAAGAUAACUUUUCUGUUUCUUUUAUGUUUUUUUCUUUUCCCCAAUAUUCCUGCAUAUGCAUUUGGAAUCAGUGCAGUAUCACUGUUAAAACAUGGGAGUCUAACAACUCCUAAAGCCACUAGGAGCAGUCCCAGCAUUGUCAGGUAUGGAAGGGCUCUUCCUUCCUACUUUUACCAUGGAAGCUACAGUUACUGGCGAUCAUCAAGCAAAAGCUGCCAAGUAACAUUUGCCAUUC
Molecule: messenger RNA, 1685 nt
Organism: Nomascus leucogenys (northern white-cheeked gibbon)
Lineage: Eukaryota; Metazoa; Chordata; Mammalia; Primates; Hylobatidae
Product: cyclin-Y-like protein 2
Biological process (GO): regulation of cyclin-dependent protein serine/threonine kinase activity; regulation of canonical Wnt signaling pathway
Cellular component (GO): plasma membrane
Molecular function (GO): protein kinase binding; cyclin-dependent protein serine/threonine kinase activator activity
Source: RefSeq, a predicted model, not a curated record